AUCGUUGUGAAACGAGUGAAUAUAAUAAAAAUAGCUGGCUGUGAAAUUUGUGUUAUAACUAUUCAUACAAGUCAACCCACUGGUAAUAACUCGAAAAUUUCCAGUAUCAUAUCCAGCAACAUGGCCCAAUCGAAACCACACAAUUUGGUCGAGUACAAGGCCGGCCGCAUGGUCCUUCUAGGCAAGAUAGUCGAGCCCGAUGACCGCAAAGGCCUGCUCUUUGUGCGCCGAUCCGCCGCUGAUAACCAGCUGCACAUCCAUUGGAUGGAUCGGCGAUCCGGGUCCGUUGAGCUGGAUAUUGUUGCCACGCCGGGCGUUCUCGAGUUCCGUCGCAUUGAACAGUGCAAAACAGGUCGGGUGUAUGUCCUCAAGUACACACGAUCGCCGCAGCGUUACUUCUUCUGGAUGCAAGAGCUGCAGGCGGACGGGGAUGCCUUAUUUUGUCAGCGGGUCAACGAACUGAUUGCCAGUGGUGAACGCCAAAGGGAUGAGAUUGCGGCGGCCGAGGGAGAUAUGGAUACGGAUGUGGAUCACAAGGCACAAAGCCGCGGUUUCGGUGGCAGUGAGAAUCCUCAAGUUCUGGAAGAGAUGCUGAUCGAAACGCAAGCAACUUGGCUACCAGCCAACCAGAUGUCGAAUCAUUGGCAAACUGAUAUGGUGAUCGAAGAACAACCCUCGGCAUUAGCCGAUCCCGGUUCAGAUUCAGAUACAGAUACAAAUACUUCAGAUCCAGGUUUACAUUCAUUUGACUUGGCAACUGUUUUACGCCUACAUGGCGGCGAAGCAGUGGAUAAACUUCUAAGUUGCCCAUUGAGACGUAAAAAACUGAUGGCCCAAUUGCCCAAAGAUCAUGAGGCGAUGGAUGAGCAGCAAGACAUACUCGAGCAUCUGCGUUCGCCGCAAUUCAACGAGUCCUUGUCCUAUUUUUCCAUAGGACUGCAUUCUGGUCUCCUCAGAAAGAGCCUAGAGCCUCUGUUGAAAAAUGAUGACAAUCGCGAGGCCUUGGACGCCGCUCAAGUUGGAGAUGUUGACCGUUUUCUACGUGAAAUGGAACGAACCAAUAGGGAUUAUGGUGGGCCAACCGAUUGAACCAAAAGGUUCUCGUAAAUAUGUCAAAAUAUGAAUAAAUAAAUAUGGCGCACAGUACUGAUGAGUUAAUAAAUAGAGGAAGGGCGUACAAAAUGCAAUAACUGCUUGAUUCCUGGGCCGUUGCUUUGUCUUCUCGAGUUACGAAGAUAAAUGAGAUGCCGUAAGUUAGACGACAACUUGCACAACUCCAGACAAAGACCAAACGGAUAAAAGUGUGCUUGUGCCCAGGAAAAAAGUAGAAGAAAAAAAAAAUGAAUAGGGGAACACUAAAAAUUGAUAUAAAAUACACAGAAAAAGAAGCAAGGCAGCGAUGAAAACAAAAGAAGGAAAUUUCUCAAAUAAAAAAAUAGUUGUAAACUAUGGGGAGUACUUAGGAUCGGGUUAGUGUGGCUGUGGGGUUCCAGUGUUUCACUUCUUUGCCAGUUUAAGAGUCCUCGGUCCUGCGACAGCAGUUUUCUUUGCCUCAUUUGUAUGGCGCCUGUCCUGUCCUAUGCCGUCCUGCCAACAACCCUCUGCUCCUUCGGCCCAUGCUUCCCAAAAACUUUUUCCACGUUGUUUUAAUGAAACUAAGUGAGCGGCAAAAUGGUGGACAGGACAACGGGACAGUGUAAGGAAUUGUGCUAUAGGUUUUCGGGCCAGAUAAAGCAUUCGAAAAUGCUGGGCUGGUAACAGUUUUAUCCUUUUUUUUUGCCGUGGAAGAUAGGAAAACUUAAGAAAAGCAAAAUGUUCAGAAAGUUGUUGCAUUGUGUCAGAGUUUGAACAAUGGUGCACGAUGGCGGUGGAAAAAUUGAAAAAAAAAACAAAAAUACGUAGAGAAAAAAGUGACAGAGAAGAAGCAAAUUUGACGAUUAGUUUUUGCCACAUUCUGCAUUAGUCAUUACAGAGUGUGACCAGCGUGUUUUACGUUAGUGAGGCUGCACUUUGUUUCUUAUAUCACUAACCGCAUGUUAAAGGCAUUUAACUUUAAAUGAUUCAAUUAGGCAAACGUAAUUGCCUUGCAUUUAAAACGUGCCACUUGUGCCAACUCGCUUGACUUCUAUGAUACUUUCCAUGAAUUUCUCGCAUUUAACCAACUAAAACUAAUAAUGCUCCCCCCUUUCACGCUCCCUUGUGGGACCGACAUGAAACUUAAUGGUAAAUGGCGUUGCAGAGAAUGGCCAUAAAAAUUACUUAAACCGAACAAGCAGCUUAAAUAUGCCGCUUAUUGAUGUUCUCCACAACGAAGCAAAUGCAAUAAUAGUUAAGAGAAAAAGGGGGAGUGUGCAACAUGGGGCACUAGCUGGCUCUUUAGCCGCUUUUCCAGCUCUCAGCUCCCAAACUCCAUUUCCAUUUCCAUUCACAUUGCCCCAUGUCCUUUGCCACUUUUCCAUCUCUCUAGCUCUCGACGGCUAUGCGUGUUGCAUACUAAUUUCAAAAAUUUGCCAUUACAUUUGUACUUCGCACUGCUCUAUGGCACUACUACAACAUACCACCACUCAUUCCAUCUAUUUUCUACCCAUUUUCCUGCCCUUCAGCUUGUCGGUUUGCUGCCAUCUUGAAUUACGCAAACACACACACAGCUAGUGUGUGUGUGGUUGUUGCUGUUUUUGGUCCUUGAUAAUCAAGCACACAACUGAAGCUGUAGCUGUAGCUGGAACUGAAACUGAAACUAAAACUAGCAAAGGAGCUAGGGAAACCUGGGGUAAUUCACACACGAAAUUGCCGGAAUUUUUGCUGUAGUCAAAGGUGAAGCCCAAGCAUCUUAGCCACACAUGCAACAAACACACAUCACAUCGUGCUCUGUAUACAACAAACAAGCAGCAUUUGUUGCUCAAAGUGAAUUUUCAUUCCUGGCUAAAUGUAAAUAAAAGGCUGGCUUCUUUUUUUUUUCAAUUGCCCGACAGGCAAUGGAAAUGCCCAUAGAAUUUGCCACCUGAUGUAGAUUACAAGAAAUUGGUCAAUUAUUUUUGAUGCUUGAAGCUGAGUACGUAGACAAAUUACUAAAUUACAAAUAUUGCCGCAACUUAUCGGUUAUGUUGCUUAAAACAUUGCAACUGAGUUGGUGACUUGUGACUGCAGAAAUGUACCUUUUUGAAACCCAAAUAAGUACGUAUUAAGUAUCAUUAAGCA
Drosophila sechellia is the source of this 3198-nucleotide messenger RNA. RefSeq names its product Regulatory particle non-ATPase 13-related (gene Rpn13R). The transcript has a single exon. The record is from RefSeq and is a predicted model, not a curated record. Gene Ontology annotation, molecular function: endopeptidase activator activity; proteasome binding. Lineage: Eukaryota; Metazoa; Arthropoda; Insecta; Diptera; Drosophilidae. The coding region runs from base 121 to 1089 and encodes 322 amino acids. Gene Ontology annotation, cellular component: cytoplasm; proteasome regulatory particle, lid subcomplex; nucleus.